AUGGUCCGGUGCACUGCAGAAGCAGCCCGUCCUUCAAAGCUAAUUCAGUCACCACUAUCGGUGAUGGGGAUGCGUGGGACUUUUCUUGCUAUAAGUCAGGAGACUGCUAUGAGGGCGUCUGGCAGUGACCCAAUAUUGUGGGUGAAGGAUCUUUUCGCUGCGUGGAAGGAAAGACUCCUCUUGACCCAGAAGAAUGACCACGAUGACCACGAGGUUAUAAGCAUUGAAAACUUCAUGGCAGUAGGAGAUGUCAAAUACCACAAAAUUAUUUGA
This is a messenger RNA of Penicillium daleae, 273 nucleotides long. RefSeq lists its product as uncharacterized. The transcript is spliced from 2 exons. The coding region runs from base 1 to 273 and encodes 90 amino acids. The record is from RefSeq and is a predicted model, not a curated record. NCBI's taxonomy places the organism in Eukaryota, Fungi, Ascomycota, Eurotiomycetes, Eurotiales, Aspergillaceae.